Molecule: messenger RNA, 2188 nt
Organism: Rosa chinensis
Lineage: Eukaryota; Viridiplantae; Streptophyta; Magnoliopsida; Rosales; Rosaceae
Product: zinc finger CCCH domain-containing protein 1
Exons: 4
Coding region: 981-1940 (319 amino acids)
Biological process (GO): snoRNA splicing
Cellular component (GO): U2-type spliceosomal complex
Molecular function (GO): metal ion binding
Source: RefSeq, a predicted model, not a curated record
UCAGCUGGCCUUAUGCUUAUUGGUUAUGUAUCAAAAUGGUGCUAAUUGCUUAGUUUCCAGUACUGGGUUUUGAAUUUUGAUCAAGAAUUGAUAUUCUAACUUGUCCUCAAUUGAUCUUGGAUUCAUCAUCACUUUCUUUAGAUUCAUUUACCUUAUCAAUGACUGCUUUGCUUGCACCCUUUGAUUCAGAAGAUUCAGGACUGACUGCUGCUGCUGUUGGUGCUUUUGAAUUAGAUGUAUCAGCGAUAGUUGGGGGGAUAUUCUUAGGAACUUCCUACAGACCAACAAUGAAAAUAGAACUCUGUGUGUUAGCAAUAGAAUAUUCAUCUUGCAGUUGGCACUUGCUAGAAAAAACAGAGCAGUAAUUGCAAUAAAGGUGUAAUCAAGUAUGAAGAAGAGCUAGUACUACUAUUUCUGCUUUGAAAUUAUUGAAGGUUGGUAAAGGGUAUGAAACGGUUGGGUAUAAAAAUAGAAGGAUUCAGUGGGAACCCACGGCUGCAAGUUGAUAAGUUAGUUCAUGGGGGAGUUAAGCAUAGAGACAAAAGUUUACUGUGAGGGAAUGGAUGUGGAGCAAGAAAUUGCCCAACUUUCGCUCUGUGAUUUUAUCCAAAUUUCCUUUGGUUUUUCGGUUUGUGAGAACUGAAAACUAACUUCUAGAUAUAAGAGGAAACCUGCAGGUUAGGGUUUGAUGAGUUGGGAAAGCAAGAGGUGAAACUAGAAUUAGAGAGAGGCUGUUUGGUCGUUAACAUGAGUUCUUACCACAUUACGUUGGGUAUGGUCGCAAUCUGAACUGUUCAAAGGUGCAAUCAUCCAUCUUUGGGGCCUCUAUCUCAACCUGGUCGUCUUCCUUACGCAGCGACAGAUCGGCAAAGGAGAAUAUCUCUAGAAACUCGGCUCCAAAGUGCUAAGUAGAGUUGGACCACCUCCUUGGGAAACCUAAUACAGUAAUUUGUUGGACUUGCUUUGUUUCUUGCGUCUAUAUGGCAGAUUCCGGUGGAAAUGCAGAACCUGGAGAAGUUUGCAACUUCUUCAGGAAGCCAACAACAAAGAGAAAUUUCAGAAAGCGUACUUCUGAAGCUGAGGACGAUGAGGAAUCAAAUUCUGGGAGUGCGGUAUUACCAAGUCAAAGAAAAGCUGCAAAGCCUGAUGGCAAGUUGUUUUUUUCUAGUGGACCCUCUAAGAGCUCUGCAUCUGAUGAUGGGAAAGUAAUUUUUGAGUUUAAGUCUUCAAAAGAAAUCCAAGUUGAACACGAUAGCAGAGCAACAGCGACACUGGAGACUGAGACUGAGUUCUCUAGAGACGCCCGGGCAGUUCGAGAGAGAGUUCUUAAGCAGUCAGAGGAGGCCUUGAAGGGAACCGGGAAAAGCACAGGCAAUGAAAAACUAUAUAAAGGGCUCCAUGGAUAUACUGAUCAUAAGGCUGGGUUUCGUAGAGAGCUAACAGUGGCCAGUGAAAAAGCGGGAGGUUCCCAUGGGCCUCUCAGAGCUUCUGCUCACAUCAGGGCUUCCACACGAUUUGAUUAUCAGCCAGAUAUCUGUAAGGAUUACAAAGAGACUGGUUACUGUGGGUAUGGAGAUUCCUGCAAGUUUAUGCAUGAUCGUGGGGACUACAAGUCUGGCUGGCAGAUGGAAAGGGAGUGGGAUGAAGCAGAGAAAGUCAGGAAGAGAAAUUUAGCUUUGCGUGAGGCUGGUGAGGAAGUUGAUGAUGACGAUGACAACGACGACGACGACGACGAUGACUUGUUACCCUUUGCAUGUUUCAUCUGCAGACAAACUUUUGUUGAUCCUGUUGUAACCAAGUGCAACCACUACUUCUGCGAGCACUGUGCACUAAAGCAUCAUUCAAAGAACAAGAAGUGCUUUGUGUGCAACAAGCCGACUCUUGGCAUUUUCAAUACAGCUCAUGAAAUACGCAAAAGGAUAGCUGCAGAGGGCAAAUAACUGCUAUGCAUACUAGUUAGUUUUGCUUUGAAUUAUGGAAGCACAAAUAUUUUUUUUUUCAUCUUCUAUUUUGGAUGCACUGGAUGUUAUAUAGGUUGGCAGGCUCAUAGCCUUGCAAUUGUCAGUGUUAGCAGAUUCAUUGCUUCUAAGACUUGAUAUCAUUGCUUAAACUUUUUCUGUUACUAGUAUUGUGAAGUGACAUCGAACUUGGUUCCACAAAAUGUAUUAGUGACAGUAGUUAUUCUCUA